UAAAAAAAAUAAUGAUAUGGACUUGAGAUACCUCAAGAAAAAUGAAGAAUUAAUUUCCUGCAUUUGAAUCUUCAAAACUAUUUACCGUAACACUAACACUUAUGAAUAAAUCUCACAAAAUGACGUUGAUUUGAAGUUGAAACAAACGAAACGAAACCAAAAAAUGGUAUAAACCGAAUGGAUUCGGAUCCCUUGGAAUCCCAAAAAAUAACCCGAACCCGAACCAUUCUGCUUGGCGCCUCUAACUUUCAUGUAAUUGGCGUAGAGGACGGCAGUCCACCAAAACUGCAAAAGUGUUAUUUGAAUGGAAGAAGAGAAAAAGAGAUGGAGUGUUGUGUACACGAAGCACAUCAAACAAAAGCGGAAAGUUUAUCAAGACGGUUUCUUAGAUCUACACAUUUCAACCAACAAGCGCAGUUGAUGCUGUACGAUGAGUCCCAGAGGCUUCUUGAAUGCAGGAUGUUGAGAAGAGAUGAAGUUGUUUGCUCUGCCCAAACCCUCACUUUCGCUGCCUAUUUUGUUGACGUCGGCCUUCUCCACUCUCCUUCUCCUCUUAAAUCUGAUGCCAGAAGAAAUAGCAAUGAAGCGAGGCCUAUCAAUCUUAGGCUGAGCCCAUCACAAAAGAUAAUCAGAGAGUUCAAGAAGAUUGAAAUGCAAAAAUAUGGAGCUUCGCAAACUGCUCCAACUAUAAUGCAAACCAGUGUCACAGAAUGGCAGGUCAUGUACACUACACAAGUUACUCAAAAAGCCAAGAAAUACCAUGACGGUUUCUUACAACUCAAAAUUUCUGGAACACUGCAGAGGCAGAUUAUGUUAUAUGAUGGAAGCAAGAAGUUGAUAGAUAGUAGAUUCCUCAAGAAAGACGAAGUAAUACAAUCCGGUGAAUCAAUAGCAUUUGAUGCUCAUUUGGUAAAUAUUGGAGAAGCUGAAGGAAACUGUCAGGGCGUGAUGGACUCAGAUGUCCGUCUAAGCAAUUGCAAUGUUGCUGGAAAAACAAGGAUGAUCCACAGAGUGCAGAAUUGUCUUAAAACCAAUAAAUCAUUUUUGCAAGGAAAACCUCAAAAAAUUGCUUCUUCAAAGAUAGAUGCAGAACCAAGUUUUAGCAUCUCAAGUGUUGGUGAGAGUAAAUUAAACCAGAAUAUAUCUGCAAACAAGCCUCUACGUGAUGCUGCUCAAAUCCUGUCCAUCCUCCAGAAACCUAUGAUGCAAUACAGCGCUGCCAUGCAGUGUAUUGAUAAUAACAUCACGAAUCCAGUCCCCUCUGUGGAGGACCCUCAAAAUUCAGAUUCUACUAGAAAUAUUCUUGAAUGUAACCCACUACCAAUGAUAUUAAUAGCACGUCAUGGAUCAAGUGGAAAACUGGAUAAUUUGGAAUCAAGUGAAUGCAUAGACAUAAAAAAAUCCCCUGAUCUCUAUACUAAAGGAUUGGACUCUCUGGCAAAAUCAAGUUCUAGUGGCAAUAAAUCCUCCAAGAACACUGAAGUUGGAAACUCACAUCAGCCUUAUUCAGAGAAUUUGAAAGCAUACAGUAAAUGGUGUAAUGAAGCAUCGGUGCUUGGUAGCUCAAGUGGAAUUGCCCAUACUUAUAAUGAGAUAAUUGAUUCAACGAAGGAUUCUACAGAAGUCAAGAUUUCGAGGGAGGCAGGUAGUUGCCCAAGUUUUGCGCUUGGAUUUGACUGAGUGUUGUUGAUAAUAAACAGGCCAGACAGAGUGCAGCACCAAGAGAAAAGCAAAUGCAAAAGAAGCAUUAAUUUUGAAAUGAGUGCCAUUGGAGAGUUUUCAUUCAUCUAGGUAGCAGGAAGAGUAUGCCACAAAGUGUACAGUUAUAUAGUUGAUCACAACAGACGAAUGAGUGGCAAACCAAAUCCAACGAGUCGAUGAUCAUUUCUAAAGAUAUUGCAUCAAAAAUAUUUUCUCAAAUCUCCUAUUCUUACAUUUUCUUAUAAAUUUCUUUUUGAUAAACAAUUGAGUUUUAGCUUUAUUAACUGCUAAAAUGGAAUUGAAAUUUUCUUCUACAGAUUGAGCUUUCUUUGCCGUUUUCGGCAGU
Molecule: messenger RNA, 2047 nt
Organism: Durio zibethinus
Lineage: Eukaryota; Viridiplantae; Streptophyta; Magnoliopsida; Malvales; Malvaceae
Product: DDE family endonuclease
Biological process (GO): double-strand break repair
Cellular component (GO): site of double-strand break; nucleus
Source: RefSeq, a predicted model, not a curated record